Molecule: messenger RNA, 2427 nt
Organism: Strongyloides ratti
Lineage: Eukaryota; Metazoa; Nematoda; Chromadorea; Rhabditida; Strongyloididae
Product: GH04942p
Exons: 4
Coding region: 1-2427 (808 amino acids)
Source: RefSeq, a predicted model, not a curated record
AUGAUUAACAGGUAUACAUUAAUAAUUUUGGGAAUUUCAUUAUUAUGUUGUAUUAAAUGUCAUGUUUCAUUAAUAUAUCCUCCAUCUAGAUAUCCUCCAUUUGACUUUUUAGAUACAAAAAGAACGAUAGGAGCAUGUGGUGUUGGAAGGAAUAAUAAACCAAAUUAUACAACAUUUUUAACUAAAACUAGUUAUGACAUAUAUUGGAAUAUGCCAUUAAUUCAUAAAGGUGGUUUUCGUAUAAGUUUAAUUGAUCAAAAAGGAAAUCUUCAGGAAGAAUUAACACCAUUAAAAGGAAGUUUUUAUACAGAUCCAUCAAAUGAAACAAUAACAUCAUACAAAGUUAAAUUUAGUAAUACAUGUCUUAAUUGUACAAUCGUAUUGGAGAAAGAACAAAAAGAAUGGGCUGAUUCUGGAAUAUUUCAUUCAUGUUCUGAUGUUCAAAUUAUUGAUAUAAAUAAAGAAAAUGAGGAUAAUAUUAAUGAUGUUAAAUGUUCAGGACAUGGAAUAUUUAAUGGUAUCUCAUGUUCAUGUGAUGCAUUAUAUACUGGAAGUAGAUGUCAAUUUAAAAGUUUAUGUACAAAAGAUAAUGAUUGUAAAAAUGGUGGAAAAUGUAUAUCAAUGAAAAAUAAUCCAACUGAAAAAAAUUGUUAUUGUAAAUUUGGAUUUUUUGGUAAUAAAUGUGAAAAAAAAUUUAUUCCAACAGCAGCAGAUUCAAAUUGUUUUAAUUAUCAUUAUAUUUUAAGUCAAGAUAAAAUGAGAUUUCAAAAAUAUGGACUUUUUAAUACACCUUGUUACAAAAGUUAUAAAUUAAAUGAUAAUGAUAUUGUAUACUUUAGAGUAAUUAAUGAAGAAAUGGAAAUUAUUUUAGAUUAUAAAACAACAUCAUGGUUAUCACUUGGUUGGAGACCCCUUGAAUUAGAUUCUAGUUGUAGAUUGUUUCCCGAAGUUAUAGGUACUGAUAAUCAAAAUGAAGGAUUUUUAAAAAGUGCCCUCGACUCCCCAUUACAUCCAAUGGACUGCAAUGACAUAAUAUUUGCUGCAGUUAAUAAAGAUUAUUUAAGGAUUGGUGACAUGUAUUCUAGGGAUAGAUCUACACCAUUACUUGAUAAUGUCUUAGAUGGUGAAGAUUCAUUAUCUGCUGCUUAUGGUGCAGAGAUUAAGGAUAUUAACAGAACAGUAAUCAUGUUUCGUAGAAAUAUAAGAGAAAUUGAACCAACAGAUAUGCCAUUAGGUCCAGGAAAGAUUAAUUUUAUAUGGGCAAAAGGAUAUGAUUUUGAAGAAGAUGAUAAUUCUAAUGAAAAUGAUAAAAAAUUUUAUGAAAAAGAUUCUUUCAAAUAUCAUGGUCCAAAAAAUCGUGGAACAGCUACUUUUGAAAUGAUAAGUAAAGAAAGUAUGCCAAACAUUGGAAGAUUAAUCUAUAUACCUGAAUUAAAUCAAAGUGUUGUAAAAAUUAAUCCAAAAGUUGAUGACGUAUCAUUGAAGAAUAACGGUGGGGUGGAUAUAAAUAAUACUAAUAAAGAUUUAUUAAAAAAUAAUGAUGACGAAGAAAGUAAAACUAUUUUAAUUAAGAAAACUGACAUAUUUUCAAAAGAUAAAAAUAUAAAAAAUACUUCUUUAAGUAGUAAUGAAGAUAUUUUUGUAAAAAGUAAUGACAUGCUUAAUGUUGACACAAAAAAAGAUAAAAAAACUUCUAAGAAGAUAACAAAUACGUCAGAUGAGGAAAUUAACAAUUUUGAUGAGUUAGAAAAUGAGUCAAGUGAUACUUCUGAAAGUAAUGAAAGAUCAGAAGUUACACUUAAAAAUAAUAAAACUAAUGACGACAAGGAUUUAAAAAUUAUGACAACAACUAAUAUUCCGGUAUUUAGUAAAAAUAAAACACUUUUAAUUAAAUCCUUGUCAAAUGAAUCAUUAGAGACCUUGGAAUCAGAAGAGGAUAUAAAAAGUAAUAACAAUAAUGAAAAAGAAGCAAAAAAUUUGGAUACUUCAAGUGAAACAGUUAUCAUGAUUUAUUCUAAGAAUAAUAAAACAAAAAAUAUAACAAAUACAACACCUUCUACUAUUCAAUUAAAUACUAAUGAUACUGAAAGUAAAAUUAAUAGUAUAAAAGAUUAUGAAGAUAAUAAUGAUACAUCCGAUGAUACAUCAUUAACAUUAGAUGAAAAUGAAAUAAAUUCUAAAAAAGCUACAACUGUAACAACAAAGAAAAUUAUAGAUAAUAAUAUUGAUAAUAAAAAUUCUGUUUGGUUAAAUUCUGAUAACAAUUCUCCAUCAUCAGGUGAAUCAUUUCCAGUGGUCGAUGAUGCUUCAAACAUUAAAAAUAUAGACUAUGGUGAUGUUUCUUCUUCCUCAUUACAAUAUAGUAUGUAUACUUUGAUAUAUUUAACAUUUUUAUUUUACUUAUUAUUUUUUACCAUACCAUAUUAA